AUGGCCAACACGCUUCUGGCCGCCACAAUAUCGGUCACCUUUUAUGUCGGAUUGUACUUGGUCCUGCGCCCCCGCACCCCAAACUACGCCAUCCCAGAAGAUGGAGAUUUUUCUGGAGAGUUUGUGGAGCUGGCGAGUGCUCGAAACAGAACUCCGCUUUUUACGAAUCUGCUGAUUUUCAGCCUGGCACCAUUCGCCAGAGAAACCAGUGCCAGAAAACUCUUCCGACGAAUGUCUGCCAAAAAUAACCUGACGCACAUUUCAUCGUCUGAUCUCUAUGACGCCGUGACGGACGAGGAAAAAAGCGCCAAAUUUGCACAGAGUAUUACAGUAAUCGCCGACAGGCAGCAAACUCCGGUCAUCUACGACGCAUAUCACCCGUUUGUCGAUUUCGAGAGGGUGGCCUUCAUGCCUCGUCCUGCGUACGCCGCCUUGGUGGCGCAUCCUGUGGAUACAUUUGUAAAGGCGUUUGCCGCGAAUCGCACCAAACAUUUUUGGCAGGCGCGUCUGUCCAAGUUGCCACAGAAAAAGCGCCGCCUCCAAAUGAAAGCGAUUCUGAACUCGACCUGGGCGAUAAAAGACUUUUCCUCCUGCGUUUUGCAAGGCGAUACCGAAUGUGUGCCAAAGCCAGGGUCCAUUCGGAAUUCGCUCGUUUCACAAUUCUGCGGUACAGCGCCCGACUGCAAAAAGCAUCUCAGCCGAGAGGCUUUGCAGAUAGCGAAACUCAACAUGGAGUCGCAGUUCUCCGUGGUCGGGGUGGUCGGCAUGGAAAUUGACACCCUCCGCGCCCUUCAGGCGUAUCUGCCUCUUUUCAUGAAAGGCGCUUUGUACCGCAAAUCAAACCUAGGCGUGGAGGAGGAGCUAAUCCUGACGCCAGUGGUUCGCAGGAGGUUGAUGAAAGUACUUGCACUAGACAUCGAGUUGUUCCGGUUUGCGCAGCGCAGGCUUGACAUUCAGAACAAUGUGUUAAACUCCAGGUGA
Molecule: messenger RNA, 981 nt
Organism: Neocloeon triangulifer
Lineage: Eukaryota; Metazoa; Arthropoda; Insecta; Ephemeroptera; Baetidae
Product: heparan sulfate 2-O-sulfotransferase 1-like
Exons: 6
Coding region: 1-981 (326 amino acids)
Cellular component (GO): membrane
Molecular function (GO): sulfotransferase activity
Source: RefSeq, a predicted model, not a curated record